UACAGAAGCGAUGUUUAAAGUCCUGAUCAGCUGUUUUCUUGGUUUUUCACUCCUGGCAGUUACUGUAUAUGGUAGCUUUGUAGGCAGAGUUCAUCAUUUUGAAGACCUCAGUUGUUCGAACGAAAAUCCCUGCCAAAAUGGUGGUUCCUGCAUUGAUAUUUCUGAGCCCACUUCAAACUGGACUACGAUACGUUGUGAGUGUCCACAGGGAUUCGUUGGAAGAGAUUGUGAAAUGCCAAUAUGCAGUGCCCAGUAUAAUGAGACUUGCUUCAAUGGUGGACAUUGUAAUAUAUUUGUCGUGGACCAUAUAGACAAUUACUGCAGCUGUAGGAACAAUUUUUCAGGAGAAAGAUGUCAAUACUGGAUCCUGAUCACGAAUUUUGACAAUUAUAUGAAUAUGUCUCUGGCGACUAACCUUUCCAUUGCUCAGGGAGGAGGUGCUAUUAAUAAAGAAAAAUACGCCCAAGUAGGACCGACGGAGACUCUACAUAUGAUGAAUAAGUACCUUGGUGCAGAUGGAAGGGAAUUCUGUUUGAGCUUUUCGUACUGGCUAUCUGGUCCUGAUCCUUCAAUCGAGAUUUAUACCACUCGCAGCAGGCUUACGAACUGGAGUACACGACCAGAAUACAUCAUUCAGAAAAGGGUACUCUGGGCUUCCUAUAAACAACCUUUCAUGCGGGAUAUAUGGACUCCUCACAGGGCCACUUUUUUCGGAAUGAAUGGUGGACUGUUCAAUAUUGUAGUUAAGGUUGGCGAGAGUGGAUUCGCAGGAAUUGAUGAAAUUAGAGGCGAGUAUGGGCCAUGUAAAUAAUAAACCAA
Saccostrea cuccullata (small rock oyster) is the source of this 819-nucleotide messenger RNA. Its product is annotated as neurogenic locus notch homolog protein 1-like. Lineage: Eukaryota; Metazoa; Mollusca; Bivalvia; Ostreida; Ostreidae. The record is from RefSeq and is a predicted model, not a curated record. The coding region runs from base 11 to 811 and encodes 266 amino acids. The transcript has 6 exons.